CGGAACAUGCGCGGAAAGUGCAAUGGCGACGGAGGCAUGAUCACUCUUCGGAUCCACGAACGGAUUCUAGAAGGGGAGAAUUUAUCAACAGCAAAUUUGAAUGGAACAUCACAUCAGGAUCUGACAGUAUCACCCAGUUUCUGGUAACCUGAAUGUUUUUAGAUUUUGAACAUGGAAACUAAAGUCACCUUUCACAGUGGGGAAAAACCAUACUCGUGUUCUGUGUGUGGACGAGGCUUCAGCCGAUCAUCUGGCCUGUCCAGACACAAAUGCAGUCACAGUGGGGAAAAACCAUGGAAAUGUGGGGAUUGUGGAAAGGGAUUCAAUUAUCCAUCUGACCUUGAAACUCAUCGGCGCAGUCACACUGGAGAGAGGCCAUUCACCUGUCCUGAAUGUGGGAAAGGAUUCACUCAGUUUUCCAACCUCUUGUGUCAUCAGAGAACUCACACUGGGGAGAGACCAUUCAUCUGUACAGAAUGUGGGAAGGGAUUCACUCAGUCAUCCCACCUGAUGACACAUCAGAGAGUUCACACCGAGAACAGUUCAUUCACUCGAUCAGAGUUUGGGAAGGGAAACACUCAGUCAUCACAUGCACCAAAACAUCAGCGAGUUCACAAUGAUGAGAGAUCAUUCAUCUGUUCCGAGUGUGGGAAGGGAUUCACUCAGUCAUCCCACCUGCUAAAACACCAACGCGUUCACAGUGAUGAAAGACCAUUUCAGUGCCUGCAUUGUGGGAAAUCCUUUAAAAGUUCUGCAGAACUGGUCACCCAUCAACGUGUUCACACUGAUGAGAAACCAUUCAGAUGCUCUCAUUGUGGGACUGGAUUCAGGAAAUCAUCUCACCUCAUUGUCCACCAACGAAUUCACACUGGGGAGAGGCCAUUCACCUGCCCCGAAUGUAGGAAAAGGUUCAAUAAUUUGUCCAAUCUGCUGAAGCACCAGCGUAUUCACACUGGGGAGAGACCUUUCACCUGUUCUGAGUGUGGGAAAGGAUUCACUCAGUCAUCCAAUUUGUUGAGACAUAAGCAAGUUCACAAGCAACUACCAUAACUGGGUUUUGCUGUUACUCACAACAAGGAAUGAACUCUUUUACUGGGGUCUGUCUCUGUUGAUUGAUCAUCACCACAAGACCAGCUAUUGGUGGUUUACAUUCUGGAUAAAGUGAAAUCAAUCAGGUUAACUUAUAAGCAAAGUAAUGCAGAUGAUGAAGGUCUGAAAUACAAAGUGCUGGAGAAACUCAACAGGUCUGGCAGCAUCUGUAGAGAUUAGCUGAAACUGGAAAAGGAAGUUCCACACAAGAGGAGCAGGCAUCUCGGGCAGGACUUAGACAGAAUCAAACUGUGAUGCAAGGAAGCAAGUGAAUAAAGGAGUAUGUGUUCAACAAUCAGACAUUUUCUGCAGUUUUCAAGAUAUGGUGGCAAAAAUCAGUUUUUGUCAAUCUCCAUUUAUUUACUGAGCUGCUGCCUCAUCAAUUGUGACUUAUUCGGAUAUAAACUGUCACAUAUUAACUGUAUUAACCUCAUUUCAAAUGAUUAUAGAGAAAUUAAUGGGGUUAAAGGCUGACAAAUCCUGAGGGGCUGAUAAUCUUUAUCCCAGAGUACUAAAGGAAGUGGCCCUGGAAAUAUUGGAUGCAUUGGUGGGCAACUUGCAGAAUUCAGUAGACUGUGUUCCUGCGUAUUGUAGGGUGUCAAAUCUACUCCAUGAUUUAAAGAAACAAAGGGACGGAAAACACAGACAAUCACUGACAACUUAUCUGAACAUGGGUGAAAUACUAGAUUCUGUUAUAAAAGACACAAUAACAGAACACGGCCUUUGAUAACUUUCCACAUUUGACACUGGUGGGCAAAUUUACUGGCAUGGAUUGAGAACUGGUUGACAGAUUGAAAACAAAGUGGGAAUAAAUCGAUCGUUUUCUGGGUGGUGGACAGUGACUAGUAGUGUACCACAGGGAUCAUGAGCGCUAGCUAUUCAUCAUAUAUUUAAAUGAUGUGGCUGGGGAAAGCAAAUGCAAUAUUACCAAGUUAGCUGAGGUCACAAAGAUUUGUUAGUUAAGAUUGAGUUAAGAUUGAGUUGUGAGUACAAUGCAAAGAGGCUUCAGGGUGAUAAAUUGAGUUUGUCAGAACACACGCAACAGACACUGUGCGACAUGGAUAAAUGUGCAGUUAUACACUUCAAUGUGAAAAGCAGAUUAUUCAUUAAAGGGUGAUAUGUUGAGAAAUGUCAGUGUACAAAAGGAUCUGCAUGUACUACUUGUACACCAGGUGCAGCAAGCAAUUUGAAAGGCAAGUGGGAUACUGGCUUUCGUUGCAAGAAGAGUUGAGUUCAGAAGUAGGGGUGUCUUACUACAGUUAUACAGGGCCUUGAUGAGACCACACUGGGAGUAUUAUGUACAGUUUUGGUCUUCCCACCUAAAGUGGGGAUGUACUCGCCAUGGAGACAGUGCAAUGAGGGUGUGAGAGCCUGAUACCAGGAUGUCAAGACUUUCAGAUGAGGAGUGGUUGGUUCGACUGGCCCUAUGUUCAUGAUAGUUUAGAAGAAUGAGAGAGGAUCUGAUUGAAACGCAUAAAAUUAUCAAAGAGAUAGACAGACAAGAUGCAGGGAGGAUGUUUCUCCUCAACGGGGAGUCGAGAACAAUAAAGUCACUGUCUCAGAAUAUGGGGUAGGCCAUUUUGUACUGAAAUGAGAUAACAUUUCUUAACUGAAUGGUCAACCUGUAGGAUCUGCUGCCACAGAAGAUUGUGUCGGACGGAUUACUAAGUACACUCAAGCUGUCAAUGUAAAUAUGAGACAGUUAUGAUCCAAAUAUUUUACCAUAUGAAUGCAUGAAAUAGGUGCUGAAAUGAACCAGGCAGGUCCUCAAGGCUAUUCUACAAUUUUGAGAUCAUGGUUAAGCUGCUGUGUUUUGAAAUCCACAUUUCCACUUAGCCCUUAUAACUCUGGAUUUGUCUGCCUAAUAACUAUCUGUCCACCUCUAUCUUAAAGAAAAAAACAAUGACCCUGCUUCCACUGCCUUCUGGGGCAGAGUUCCAAUGUUGCACAACCCUCUGACACAACAGAUUUCUCCCUAUUCAUGUUCCAAAAGGAUGACUCUUAAAAUUAAAGUGUCCCCUCGUUCUGGACUCACCAAAAAGUAGAGGCUUCCUUACCAAGUCCAACUUGUAAAGACUAUUCAGAGUAUUUUGCACUUGAAUCAUGCCUCCCCUCAUUUUCAGAGACAAGGAUGGAAAUUGUUGGAGGGGCUCGACAUGUCUGUGAAUGUUUGUGGGGAGA
Molecule: messenger RNA, 3270 nt
Organism: Stegostoma tigrinum
Lineage: Eukaryota; Metazoa; Chordata; Chondrichthyes; Orectolobiformes; Stegostomatidae
Product: zinc finger protein 436-like
Exons: 2
Coding region: 172-1050 (292 amino acids)
Biological process (GO): central nervous system development; regulation of transcription by RNA polymerase II
Cellular component (GO): nucleus
Molecular function (GO): RNA polymerase II cis-regulatory region sequence-specific DNA binding; DNA-binding transcription factor activity, RNA polymerase II-specific
Source: RefSeq, a predicted model, not a curated record